Molecule: messenger RNA, 1212 nt
Organism: Psilocybe cubensis
Lineage: Eukaryota; Fungi; Basidiomycota; Agaricomycetes; Agaricales; Agrocybaceae
Exons: 2
Coding region: 1-1212 (403 amino acids)
Source: RefSeq, a predicted model, not a curated record
AUGACUGAAUACGAUUACUCCCCGGACGCAGUCGAAAGGUAUCUAGACAAGCAGGCUGGAAUUGCACGCUGGGUCGACAACAACCGCAAGUGCGAGCCUGCAAAUCCUUUCGAGCCUAUUCCUGGUGAACAUGCUCCUUCGGAGACAUAUUUUCAGUCGUCUACCCCUCCACAGUUUCCCCAAGCUCAGCACCACCAUUAUCCGUCACAGCAGCCUUCGUAUCAGGUGCAGCAGCCUUAUCCUGUGUACUACGCCACGGCUCAGGGUGUGAUAUCGCCUACCUAUGGAGGGCCUUCGAAGCGACAUCACCGCAAGCAUCAUCACACUGGCAGCCACCAUCCAAGUGGAAGCAAGAGCCUGCGUCCGAGCCCGCACACAGCGUCUGCGGCGCUACCCUUGGCGCCGGUAGGUCUGACGUACGCCCCAACGCCGCAACGGUCAGUCAGCACACCCCCCAACAUGCCAGUGCAGUCAUACUUCGGCUAUCAACCCGUGCAGCAGCAGAUGGUGUACCCUGCAUCUUCAACAUCAAUGGUUUCACCUCCUGCCACCAUGCAGAUGCAUUCACAGGUGCAAGGGUUUCCUUUCCCUCCACAGCAACUCGUUACAUCUCCUCCGGCGCUUGCCCCUGCUAUUUCACAUUCGACGUCGUAUUCUUCGAAGCCGUCAUCUUCUUCACAUACUCGUCGUUCCCGGUCUCAUUCCCGAGACAGGUAUACCCGCUCACGGGCUCCCCAUGGCACAAGCAAUCAAUACCCUACCUCCCCUCCCAUCUCAUACGGAAUGCAAACAAUGGGACCAUACGGCCCUCAACAGUUCGUGACAUCACCAACACAUCAACCCAUGGUUGUUCCCAUCCAUGGCGGUCGCAGUGGUUACAUUGUUGUGCCUGCAGGUCAGAGCGCUGUUAUUACCGGUGCCGGCGCCCAACCAUCAUACUAUACGCCGAAAGACUACUCAUACAAUAGCGGAACGUACAGAUACCCGGACUCUGAUUCGGAAUCUGAUUCCGACUCGGAGAUGGGUGAUGGAUUCGUGCACGUUCAUGGGCAUGGGCCCGGGCCCCACAGCGGGACCGGAUAUGACCAGGAGCACGGGCACGGUCCAGGUUCGUUCUUCGGGAGCUUCAAGAAACUCGGUACAAGCUUGAUCGGGCACAAGAAGAGUUCGAGUACCAUAUCAAAGAGGAGGAGGCGACGAGAUAGCCAUUGA